AUGCGCGGAUUCAUUGCUCCCAUCUUUUGUCUCGUCACUCUCAUUUUAAUCCUCCUCAUCCUCAUUGCGGGUUCGAAUAAGAAUGUCUUGGUCAAUUGGUUCUUUUUGAAGGCGGAGACUUCAGCUCUCAAUGUUGCUUCGAAACUCUCGAAUUCUACCUACCUCCAAGACCUCUCAACUGUCAGCAAAACCGACUAUGUGGGCUCAAACUCAAGCGCCUCUUCUCUGGGCCUCGCAAACUCCUACACAAUAGCACUCCUCUCCUACUGCGCCGAGAGCAAUGAUUCCACAAUUUGCUCAAAACCCAAAUUCGGCUUCCAUUUCGAUCCUCUCUCCGACCUACAACUCGAUAAUACCGGCAUGCAAGGCUCGCUGUCAUCGCACUUCCUAAGUGCGAUAUCAAAAUAUGGCUCUGCAUCACAAUUUUUGGGCGGCGCAUAUCUCCUAGCAUUCAUCUUGACAUUCCUCACGCCAGUAUUUGGACUUCUUGCCAGUUGCUUCUCCCCGCGAUGGAUCAUCGGUGGAGCCAUCGCCUCCUUCCUCGCUACGGGUUUUCUCCUUGCAGCAUCGGCACUCUCCAUUGCCAUAUUCAAAACCGUCAAACAGGCAUUCGAUUCGGAUCUCUCACCUGCAGGCAUUAAAACUUCAUUGGGCGACGCACUGUACGUCCUAACUUGGAUCGCAACAAUUCUCUCCUUGAUUUCCACAAUACUGCUCUGUAUUUCUUACCGCAAAUCCAGUCGCAAAAUCAGGGGCGGAAUGAUUGUUCCCAGUGCCACCGACAAGGACGGCUCUAAGGUUGGGGUAGUUAGCAACACCGCUGGGCCGAAGCCCCUAACCCUGUUGCAGAGGAGUCUGACAUGGAAUAAGCACAAGUACGCACAACUUGGAAAGAAGAAAUCCCCUGCAAUCAAAGUAACGGGAGCCACGGGUGGGCAUGGCGAUGAGGAUGUCUUGCUUGAACGGAGAGGGUUUGGUGGAGGAGAGGAUGAGGAGGAGGAAGAGGAGUUGGUGAGAGGUUCGACCAGGGGAAUCCCAUUGGCGGGCAUGGGUGGCAGUAAGCCAGGUAGGGAUACGGAAGUUGCAUAUGAACCAUUUAGACACGUCUGA
This is a messenger RNA of Hyaloscypha bicolor E, 1110 nucleotides long. RefSeq lists its product as uncharacterized. The record is from RefSeq and is a predicted model, not a curated record. Gene Ontology annotation, biological process: fungal-type cell wall organization. Gene Ontology annotation, cellular component: plasma membrane; cell cortex of cell tip. The coding region runs from base 1 to 1110 and encodes 369 amino acids. The transcript has 2 exons. NCBI's taxonomy places the organism in Eukaryota, Fungi, Ascomycota, Leotiomycetes, Helotiales, Hyaloscyphaceae.